AUGCUAUCGCCACGUUCCCAACUAUACUUAUCUAAUAAAAGGUCCCGCUCGCCUCAAGACAAGUCGUUAAUAGAGCAUACGUUGGCUAAAGAGCCAUACUCAUCCCAUGAACCUUGUGCUGUGUAUGAAUGGAUGCAUGUUAUGCCCUACACUCGCAACCCCUGGACUGAACUAGACCGAAAGAAACCCGGGUUUUUGGUCUUUACUAUCCUUGCUUGUGUGGGAGUAUUAAGCCAGCUUAUCAAUGCCACCCAAAAACAAAGUGACAAGCCCCGAAAACGAGGCACGAAGCGUACUCAUGAAAGUGCCAAUUUACCUAUGGCCAAUCCCAGCCCCAGCACUUCUAACUGUGUUGAUAAUAAGGAUACACAGCCUCACAACUUCGUCAUACCUCUGCUAGAUCGCAAACAACUAAUUGACACCCUGCGCCGCUGUUGGUUUGAUACUUCGCAGACUAACCCAAGCCGGACACUAUAUAAAAUCAAAAACACUAUGGAUUCGGUCUUUUAUAUCAUCCUGACCCACGAACAAAUAGAAGGAUAUAUGAUACCAAACGGUUUCAUGAUGUUUUAUAUGUCUCGUCACACUCUAACCAAUAACCAGCCCGAUUGCCCGCCGGUUAUUGGGUGUAAAAUUGAUAUAAUGAGGAACAAUGCCGCGAUGCAUACAAUUUCGUCGAUUGAUACUACCUUAGAGGCACUCUUUGCGGCAAACCCAAAUGCCGGCAACUUUCCAGUGAUCCUCGAGUGGUUAGUGUAUAACGAUAAGGCCAAUCUUACUCCUAGUGCUCUUCUGGAGCAUGGAAUGUGUGGUCUAGCAUCCACUAAUGCAACACUUCUCAUUGUUAAUCCGCCGAACACAUUUACAAUUCAUUCUUCCCGCCCAGCGAAGCCGAAACCAUCUAAAACGCCUCUUCCCCAGAUGACGAAGAAGUCUCGUAUUAAGAUUCGAGAAUCACCCAUUAUCUACUUGAAGUUUAUAAAUAACCACAAGCACCGCUUUUUUAACAUCACUAUCUUGAUACAUAGUAUUACGAAUCAGAGCUCAACCUUGCCCCAUCAGGUUUUAACUACUGAACAAACGCACAAACUCUCCGAAUCUGAAAAGCAUGACUUAAAAAAAGGCUCAUACCAAUGUGGGCACCUGUAUUACUUCUUCCAUUCCGAUCUGCGGUUCUUUGGUGUCGUAUGUCUCGAUAACAGCGUGACUAUAAGUCUGUGCCAUGUUAUUCCUGAGUCUUGGGCUCGAAAUAAGCCUGACCUGCCCCGGGAGUUGGAGAAGCUCAUUAUUUAUAUGCCAUACACUGUCGAUAGUUUACUAAUGAGGCCUGUAAGUCUUCCUGUUAAAUUCUUUGCUAUCUGCCAUCCGGGCUCCUCGAGGUUUCUGGCUGCCAUGCAAAUGGCUAUGCUCACCACUAAUGAAGUGACCACCGCAAUGAUCUAUCUCUCAAAAGGCUACAUUAAGAUCACUUACAACUCUAACGCCAUAACCAAGAUUCACGCAAAUACAUUUGAGCAGUCCACCGACCUAGCAUCCACCGUCCGUGCAUUUAAAUGGCUUCAGCCGCACGCAAUCAACUUAAAACUAACAAUGAGACAUACCAUAGCCUCUCCAAUCCCAGAGAUUAGUUUAAAUAAGCAGGCAAUUCCAGACAAGUGGACUCAAGCUAUAAUCCAUAAGAAGUUGCCAGCAAUAGUCCCAUUAGACUACGAUGCCAUUGUUUCUCUAGUCCGCGAACAUUUCAAUAUCAAUCCUAACCCAAUGCCAUAA
Molecule: messenger RNA, 1770 nt
Organism: Nematocida homosporus
Lineage: Eukaryota; Fungi; Microsporidia
Exons: 1
Coding region: 1-1770 (589 amino acids)
Source: RefSeq, a predicted model, not a curated record